CAUCAUGAAAACAAAUUCAUCUCAUCCAAGGGCUAUAACUCAACGAAACUAAAUAGAAUCCCAAGCCCCAAAUCGUGUUUCAGCCCUAGAAUCCCCAUGGAGAGCCCGACCUAAUCUCAAACUGGGAAACGGACCCCAUUACCGCCGACCUCAUCUGAAACUGGAAAGGACCGCCGCCGCGACCAUGGAUUGGCCUGAGUCUGUGCUCGACUGAACUUGAAAACACAUCUGAAAUUUUGUUUGAGACUAUGGUGAAGGUGCGGCAUUGAAUGUGGAAGGAAGAACAAAGUUGAAAGCUUCAUAUAAUAACACAAUGAAUUCUUUCACACAACACUAAAUAUGAGCAUCUUAGUCAAACACAUGUGAACCCACUGCGCCAAAAGAUUGCAUUCCAAACUAUGCUUACUUUAUAGUAUAGACACGUGAACCCACCAUUUCUGUUGCUAUAAUCAAAUAUGAAGCUUGGAUUUGCAAUCUCUUAUUGCCCAAUUCCUCCAUUGUUGCGCCGCUCUUUCUUAAGUCAUCGUUAUCUUUGUUCUCUAACCGAAAUUGCUUCUGCUACUGAUAGUAAUAAACCCAACACUGAACAUGAAGAAGCCAUAUCUAACCUCGGCCUUCACCAUCAUCAAGACCCAUGUUCCCCAGAAACCAAAUUCGAAAACUUUACUGAACCCACUUCGCAAACACCAGAUUUGACGCAAUCCCAUGUGAUAAACACUCUGCUAAGCCACAGAGCCGACCCUUUCUCGGCUCUCAGGUACUUCAGAUGGGUAGAAGGAAUGAGAGGCUUCGCUAAAGGGGUUGACUCCUUUUGUGUUUUGCUUCACAUUUUGACAGGUUUUUCGGAGACCCACGGACAAGUUCGGAGCUUGCUUAAUCAGUUUGUUUCUGGUGAUUCUGGUCCAUCUCCUUCUGUGUUUGUUAAUCACUUGGUUGAGUGCGCUCCAAGGUUUGAUUUUGAAUUGGAUUCUCGAGUUUUCAAUUACUUGUUGAAUAGUUAUGUUAGAGCUGAUAGGAUAAGAGAUGCUAUAAUUUGUUUUGAUAAGAUGUUAGAGCAUGGCAUGGUUCCCUGGAUUCCUUUUAUGAAUAUUCUUUUGACUGUAUUGGUUAGAAGAAACAUGUUAACUGAAGCUCGAGAAUUGCAUGAUAAGAUGGUUUUGAAGGGAGUUUUUGGUGAUUGUGUAACUGUACAUGUCAUGAUGCGGUCUUGUUUGAAGGAAGAGAGGUUAGAGGAAGCUGAAAACUAUUUUAGUGAGGCGAACACUAGAGGUAUCGAACUCGAUGCUGCGGCUUAUAGUAUUUUGAUUCAAGCUGUUUGUAAGAAACCCAAUUCUAGGAUGGCUUCUGAGUUGUUAAAGAAAAUGAGAGAACUGGGUUGGAUUCCCUCCGAGGGUAUAUUUACUUGUGUUAUUGGGGCUUGUGUGAAGCAGGGAAAUGUGGUGGAAGCAUUGAAGAUUAAGGAUGAAAUGAUGAGCUGUGGAAAGCCUUUGAAUUUGGUUGUUGCUACAAGUUUGAUCAAAGGGUAUUGUGUGCAAGGGAAUUUGGAUAGUGCUUUGGAUUUGUUUGAUAGUCUCAAGGAGUACGGCCUGAGUCCAAACAAGGUUACAUAUGCAAUCAUAAUUGAGUGGUGUUCUAAGAGUGGAAAGAUCGAAAAGGCAUAUGAGCUUUACAACCAAAUGAAACACGUAGGUAUCGAACCCAAUGUCUAUGUAGUGAAUUCUUUGUUACGCGGGGUGUUGGAAUUUGGUUCGUAUGAAGAUGCGUUGAAGUUGUUUCAUGCGGCAGUUGAGUGUGGUGUUGCUAAUAUAUUCACAUGGAAUAAUGUUUUAUGUUGGCUUUGUAAUAAGGGCAAAGUAAAUGAAGCUUGUGCAAUAUGGGAUAGCAUGAGUUGUAAGGGUAUAGUAGCUAAUGUAGUGUCUUAUAACAUAAUGAUACUUGGCCACUGCCGAAGAGGGGGGAUGGAUGUGGCACAUAACCUCUUUAUGGAGAUGCUUGAAAGGAAUCUAAAGCCAAAUGUGAUCACAUAUUCUGUUUUGAUUGAUGGGUAUUUUAGAAAAGGUGAGGCCAAACGCGCCUUUGAUCUUUUUGACCAAAUGAAGGCCAUUAAUAUAGCCCCCACAGAUUUCACAUACAACACUAUCAUUAAUGGCCUGUGCAAAGUUGGUCGAACAUCUGAAGCAAGGGACAUGUUGAAGAAAUAUACUGAGAUGGGAUUUGUUCCUAUUUGCUUGACCUAUAAUAGCAUUAUAGAUGGGUUUAUCAAGGAGGGUGAUACUGAUUCUGCACUUACAGUUUAUAGAGAAAUGUGUGAAGUUGGGGUUUCUCCGAAUGUCGUCACAUACACUAGCUUGAUGAAUGGGUAUUUCAAGAGCAACAAUAUCAAUCUUGCUCUGAAAAGUAGGAAUGAGAUGAUGAGUAAGGGCAUUGAGUUAGAUAUUGCUGCAUAUGGUGCUCUUAUUGAUGGGUUUAGCAAAGGGCAAGACAUGGUAACUGCCUCUGAACUUUUCUCUGAACUUCUUGAGGCUGGUCUAUCUCCAAAUGCAGCUGUAUACAAUAGUAUGAUUUGUGGCUUUCGGAAUUUAGGAAACAUGGAACAAGCUAUCGGUUUACAUAAGCGAAUGGUGAACGAAGGGAUUCCUUGCGAUUUACUCACUUACACUACAUUAAUUGAUGGACUGCUGAAAGAGGGAGAGUUGCACGACGCAUUAGAUCUUUACUCGGAAAUGCUUUCGAAGGGUAUUGUGCCUGAUAUCAUUAUGUAUACGGUUUUAAUAAAUGGCCUUUGUAACAAGGGACAGCUAGUGAAUGCGCGCAAGGUGUUGGAAGAGAUGGAUCAAAAGAAUCUUGCGCCUAGCGUUCUUAUUUAUAAUUGCUUGAUUGCUGGGCACUUCAGGGAGGGAAAUUUGCAGGAGGCCUUUAGGUUGCACGAUGAGAUGCUUGACAGAGGUCUUGAACCCGAUAACACCACUUAUGAUAUUCUUGUAAAUGGAAAUGUGAAGAGAAUGUCCUCUAAACUUGCCAAUGCUUCACUUGCUCAUGCGCUUAGCUAGUCAGUUUACUCAGAUCUAAGAUAUUCAUUUUUUUAAGGUGGUCAAGCAUAUUUAUCAUCCAUUCAUCUUUCUUUGGCUGAUUGGAGCAGAAAAUAAAACAGACAACAGACUUGAAAACUGGUCUGAUCUGAUUAUGGUCAUACUGUCUCUCAAAUUACAUUGCUGAUUGUUGAACCAACUACCAAAUUGGUAAGCAUGUAUUCGUAUUUAUUCGCGAUUUCUACAUCUCAAUUAAUCAGUUCACACUAGCAUAUUACAAAAAAAAAUUACAAAUCUGUUCUGAUAGAUGGAUCGAAUACUUGCUACAUAUGAUAUAGGAAGUCCUAAAAGAAGAGGAGUCAUCAACUUUGAAUAAGUUAGCUCAAGGUGUGACUUUGAUCUUCUGACUGUAUAGAGACUGGUAAAAUUUCAGUUUCAACGUUUUUGGUUUCUUUUACUAAUCCACAACUUAUACAAUGAAUGAGGCAGUGAGGUCGAAAGCGAACCACCAUGGUUGGAUGAGAAGCCACUGAAGCAUUCUCUGUAUUAACUUCUUCGAUAUUAUGAAUUUUUCAUGAGAGUUUUGUAAAUGAAAAAUUAUGAUGAUGAGAUUUAGCUUACUCGAGUUCAACUUUUGUAAGUUUAUGUCAAAAGACCUUGAUGAUAAAGUUUAUACCACUAAAUAAAGCUCUUAUUUUUGGCUUA
Messenger RNA from Humulus lupulus (European hop), 3734 nucleotides. RefSeq names its product pentatricopeptide repeat-containing protein At3g54980, mitochondrial-like. NCBI's taxonomy places the organism in Eukaryota, Viridiplantae, Streptophyta, Magnoliopsida, Rosales, Cannabaceae. The coding region runs from base 456 to 3050 and encodes 864 amino acids. The transcript has 2 exons. Gene Ontology annotation, molecular function: protein binding. The record is from RefSeq and is a predicted model, not a curated record.